CCGGACGCAGGUGCCGGCCGGAGCGGAGCAGAGCGGCGCUGACGGGACGGGACGGGCCGGGCCGGGAAAGGGGCCAGGGCGAGCAGAGGGUCCUGCGCGGCCGCCCGGCCCGGCCGUGGAGCAGGCUCCUGGGACCAUGGACCUAGGGCCCUGAGGACGUGGGCUCCCUGUGGCAAUGACGACGGGGGACUGCUGCCACCUCCCCGGCUCCCUGUGCGACUGCUCCAGCAGCCCUGCCUUCUCCAAGGUCGUGGAGUCCACGGGUCUCGGGCCACCCCAGUACGUGGCACAGGUGACGUCAAGGGAUGGCCGGCUCCUCUCUACCGUCAUCCGGGCUUUGGACAUGCCGAGCGAUGGUCCCUUCUGCCGGAUCUGCCAUGAGGGAGCCAAUGGGGAGAGCUUGCUGUCUCCGUGCGGCUGCACCGGCACGCUGGGCGCCGUGCACAAGAGCUGCCUGGAGAGGUGGCUGUCCUCGUCCAACACCAGCUACUGUGAACUAUGCCACACGGAGUUUGUGGUGGAGAAACGGCCGCGGCCCCUCACCGAGUGGCUGAAGGACCCAGGUCCCCGGACGGAGAAGCGAACUUUGUGUUGUGACAUGGUGUGUUUCCUGUUCAUCACGCCGCUGGCUGCCAUCUCGGGCUGGCUGUGCCUGCGGGGGGCUCAGGACCACCUACGGCUUCACAGCCGGCUGGAGGCUGUGGGGCUCAUCGCCCUCACCAUUGCCCUCUUCACCAUCUACGUUCUCUGGACUCUGGUCUCCUUCCGCUACCAUUGCCAGCUGUACUCCGAGUGGAGAAGGACCAAUCAGAAAGUCCGCCUGAGGCUCCAUGACGCAGAGGGCCUGGAGGGUCAGCACUCCCCGCUCUCCGCUGGGCUCCUGAAGAAGGUGGCUGCCGAGACUCCUGUGUGA
Messenger RNA from Chrysochloris asiatica (Cape golden mole), 913 nucleotides. RefSeq names its product membrane-associated ring finger (C3HC4) 2, E3 ubiquitin protein ligase (gene MARCHF2). Gene Ontology annotation, biological process: protein ubiquitination. Lineage: Eukaryota; Metazoa; Chordata; Mammalia; Afrosoricida; Chrysochloridae. The record is from RefSeq and is a predicted model, not a curated record. Gene Ontology annotation, molecular function: zinc ion binding; ubiquitin-protein transferase activity. The transcript has 5 exons. Bases 176 to 913 code for a protein of 245 amino acids.